GAAACUAAUUAUUCUACUUCAUAUAUUUUCACAUUUAUUUCCUUCCGCUCAGGUGAUCACGUGACGCGGCAGGUGUGUGACUGACGCGGCAGGUGUGUGACUGACGCGGGGCUCUCAAGACCUUCCACGGCCGUCCACACACCUCCCAGAGACCACAAGACACUCCAGGCGCCCUUCCAUACCUCCAGAACCUUCCAGCACUUCCUAAGACUCUUCCAGACAGCCUCCUCUCUCUCUCUCUCUCUCUCUCUCUCUCUCUCUCUCUCUCUCUCUCUCUCUCUCUCUCUCUCUUAUUAAUACAGAGAGAGAGAGCUCAAGGGGAAAUUAUUAAAGGGUGAGGAAAAAACAGGACGACUGAGGGAGAGGGAAGGUGUGAAGGAGCGUCAGUUUGUCUGUCUGUCUGUUUCUCUUUGUGUCUUUUUGACUGUUUAUCUAUUUGUCUGUUUGUUUGUGAGUCUGUGGCUGUAUCUGUCUGUCCAUCCAUCUACCUGUCUGUCUGUCUGUCUGUGCGUCUCUCUCUCUCUCUCUCUCUCUCUCUCUCUCUCUCUCUCUAACACACACACAAUGAGGAAAACAAAAAGGUAUUUACACUCACAUUCAUUUAGAGCAGGUGUACUGGCAGUCCUCACCUUUCUAAUACUACUAUGCCUGUUACUCAAGACACACAGGGAGCCUCUUGAAUCUACUGGGGCCCCUGGGGAAUCUCAACACCCUUUAAAGGAAUCAGAUCGCCCUAAAGAGGAUUGGGAUCAGUGUAUGUGGGAUUUACGGGAGAAAAUACUGCAGGAAGAUCCCAUGAGAAGUGAGGAUCUGAGAGAGUGUUCUGUGCUGCCCGGAUGCCCCAGUACACCUCCUGGCCUGUUGGGGCAGCUGGAGGUGGAGGAGGAGAUGGAGGAGGCGGAGGCUGAGCGGCGUGUGAGCGGCGUGCGUCAGGGCGGGUUCUGGUGGCCAGUGGUGUGCGAGGCAAGGUGGCGUGUGGCAAUCAUUGUGCCUUACCGUGACCGCGCCCACCAGAUCGGACCCUUUCUGAACCACAUGCACCCAUUCCUGCAACGACAGCAGCUCAAUUACUCCAUAUACAUCGUGGAGCAGCAUGGCACGGAUCUGUUCAACCGCGCGCGCCUCCUCAAUGUGGGCUUCCUGGAGGCCAAGAAGGAGGGGCCCUGGGACUGCUACGCCUUCCACGAUAUCGAUAUGUUGCCCCUCAACGACCUCCACCUCUACCACUGCUCGCCCCAGCCCCGCCACCUCGCCGUCGCGCCCUCCAGCCACAAGUUUAAGUCAGCGCACCACAUGCCCUACAAACAAUACUUCGGGGGCGCGUGUCUCAUGACGGAGGGGCACCUGCGGAGAGUGAACGGCUGGAGCAACAUUUACUGGGGCUGGGGAGGCGAGGAUGAUGACAUGUACAGGCGCAUGCAGCUGACUGAUAUGGGAGUGUGGCGCUAUCCGGCCCACUACGCCAGAUACAAGAUGAUCUCCCACAAGCCCCAAAAGAUGAACCCAAACAGGUACCAGAUUCUACAGAGGAACACGGGCAGGUACCCACGAGACGGACUAAACAACAUUAAUUACACCAUCAAAAGUAGCGUUAGAAAGCCUUUAUACACACACCUGAUAGCGAAUGUGGGUGCCAGUGAUGCUCCGACAGAGAGAGGGAGAACGCUACUCCGCCCCCCGCCUCCUCCUCCUCCUCCUCCUCCUCCUCCUCCUUCGUCUUUCAACUGAUGAGAGAAAGGAAGUGAGGGAUGUGGAGAGGGAGGGGGGUGAAAGGGAAAGUGCGUGUGUGUGUGUGUAUGUGUUUGUGUUUAGUUCGUAUGCUUUAAAUGUUUUUGUUGUUAAUUUAUUUUGUUGUUGUUGUUGUUGUUGUUGUUGUUGUUGUUUAGAGAGUAUAGAUAUUGGAUUAUUUAAACUGCUGUUCUUAUUCUCUCUCUCUCUCUCUCUCUCUCUCUCUCUCUCUCUCUCUCUCUCUCUCUCUCUCUCUCUCUGUGUGUGUGUGUGUGUGUGUGUGUGUGUGUGUGUGUGUGUGUGUGUGUGUGUGUGUGUGUGUGUGUGUGUGUGUGUGUGUGUGUGUGUGUGUGUGUGCGUAUUUAGUAAUUUUCUGUAAUUUUUUCUUGUUUAUUUUGUUGCUUGUAAUUUUUUUUGUUUGUUCGUUUGUUUGUUAGAGAAUACAUAUGCAUCUGAGUAUUACCAAUGUUAUUUUUUAUUGUCCUUCUGUGUGUGUGUGUGUGUGUGUGUGUGUGUGUGUGUGUGUGUGUGUGUGUGUGUGUGUGUGUGUGUGUGUGUGUGUGUGUGUGUGUGUGUGUGUGUGUGUGUGUGUGUGUGUGUGUGUGUGUGUGUGUU
Scylla paramamosain (green mud crab) is the source of this 2343-nucleotide messenger RNA. RefSeq names its product beta-1,4-galactosyltransferase 2-like. The coding region runs from base 565 to 1728 and encodes 387 amino acids. Gene Ontology annotation, biological process: carbohydrate metabolic process. Lineage: Eukaryota; Metazoa; Arthropoda; Malacostraca; Decapoda; Portunidae. The transcript is spliced from 6 exons. The record is from RefSeq and is a predicted model, not a curated record. Gene Ontology annotation, cellular component: Golgi apparatus. Gene Ontology annotation, molecular function: galactosyltransferase activity.